This is a messenger RNA of Didymodactylos carnosus, 489 nucleotides long. Lineage: Eukaryota; Metazoa; Rotifera; Eurotatoria; Philodinida; Philodinidae. The record is from the annotation of a GenBank genome assembly.
AUGCAAAAUACUGUCGCACGAAAACGUGUUAAUGAUAUAUUAAAAAGAGCUGCACAAAGUGUCGCUGUUCAGCGUGCUCGUGAUGAUUUGUGUUUUACUCCACAAUUAACAGAUAAAUUAGAUUAUAUAUCAACAAAUGAUGAUAUAGAUGAGAAAGAAAAAAACACCUUUAUUCAACAAGUUCUCUCAUCGCAAUUAACUAUAGCUUUUUUAAAAAGUUUCUUUCUUUUUCAACAACAACAACCGUCAAAUACACCCACAUUAUCUGGUAAACAACCUGACACGUCGACUUCACCACUAACUGUUUUUAUUGAUCAUUCACAAUCAAAUGACUUAUUAUUAUAUUCUUCUUCUUCACCGUUGAAUUUACCAUUUACACCCGAUCAAAAUGAUUCAACCGAUGAUGAACCACCACCACUCGAUAAUUUGGCAACUGAUGCCAUGGAUUUUACCAUCUUUUUAUUUCUUCGUCCACUUUUUUUUCUGUGA